Guyanagaster necrorhizus is the source of this 931-nucleotide messenger RNA. RefSeq lists its product as uncharacterized. The record is from RefSeq and is a predicted model, not a curated record. The transcript has 2 exons. Bases 200 to 832 code for a protein of 210 amino acids. Lineage: Eukaryota; Fungi; Basidiomycota; Agaricomycetes; Agaricales; Physalacriaceae.
CACCGAUCAAUGAUACGUGGUAUGCGCCACCGCCGGGAGUGGGAACCACUAUGUCAAUUCGUCCACCAGCUCGCCAGGAGUAGUUUUCAUCUAAGUUUUCAGUCUCACCAAACCUACUCUGAGACUAUGACUCCUUUACAGACUUGGGGUCAUUCGUAUUCGAUCCACCUACCGCCUUCUUGCCCACUGCCUACCACAAAUGGACUUGCACCUCAGUCUUGAUUCCGACUCUAUUGGGAAUGCAGAGAAUCCGCGUCCAAAGAAGCUCCGAGGUGUCAAGUAUCACAAACCUUCCGUGAAAGGGACUCCCCGCCGGAGUCUGCGUGCCCACGAAGCCAUUCCCGAAUACACCAAGUCAUCUAUCAAGAUAUCAGCUCGUCGUACGUGUGCUACGAUGUGCAGUCCCCUAUCAGCACAGCAGAAUCACAGUCCAUUUGACAGUGAGCAUCCCACGCGCACUACUAAUAGACUCCAUAUGUCAAGUCUUGGGAAAGCCUCUGGUAUGCAGUCAGGUAGUAAUGCUGCGAGCACCCGUUCCGUAACACACGAUCGAACGUCGUCAUCGGCUUCUCCUCCAUUGUUUACCGCCGCCUCUAAUGGUCUGUCCCGGGUCCGUCAACAGCUAGAGCGAGAAACAGCUCGCCUCGGUCGAAAUCUCUCCAUUAUGGAUUUCGUACUAGAUUCGAGAUCUCCCUGGGUAGAUUUCUCGGUGGAGAUGAUCCUAGAGAUUGCGAUCCGAAGCCAUCUGUAUUCUCCUUCACGUCGUCGCGAGUACGGGUUCGGGGAUGAGCACAGCUUCAAGGCAUACUGGGACGAGGAGGCGAUGAUCUAGGCCGGCGUUCAAGAUCACAGCCAGCCCCUCUUAGGGGGGAAUCGGUUUCCGGAUUCCUGCGAGCGCUCCACUGUUUCUGUUCAUGUCACCAAUGGGUAA